Molecule: messenger RNA, 3665 nt
Organism: Colossoma macropomum (tambaqui)
Lineage: Eukaryota; Metazoa; Chordata; Actinopteri; Characiformes; Serrasalmidae
Product: zinc finger protein 239-like
Exons: 2
Coding region: 183-1157 (324 amino acids)
Biological process (GO): central nervous system development; regulation of transcription by RNA polymerase II
Cellular component (GO): nucleus
Molecular function (GO): DNA-binding transcription factor activity, RNA polymerase II-specific; RNA polymerase II cis-regulatory region sequence-specific DNA binding
Source: RefSeq, a predicted model, not a curated record
UAUCCACAGUGAUGACGUCAAUUGGGGGCGCUAAAACGGUGGCUCUCCAAAAAUAAAAAGCGGAGAAGAAGGAGAGCGCUGCGGUAUCAGAGAGAAACAGGAGCGGAUCUGCUGAAGAAUGAUCUCCUGCUCCGGAUGACCAAGUGCCUUCCUGCACAUAUCUAAGUAACAUCCACAAACACAUGAAGAGGCUGCUAAACUUAAUUAAGGCUGAAUGUGAGAAUAUGAUGUCCAGGAGCUCCAGCAUUCAGAAAACUUCCUCUGCUGCUCUUCACAUGAACUCACCUUGCAAACCAACACAAAAGAUUACAGGCAAAAAAAGAGCUCACUACUGCUCAGAGUGUGGGAAAAGUUUUACAACACAGGGUAGUCUCAAAACACACCAGCGCAUUCACACAGGAGAGAAACCGUAUCACUGCUCAGACUGUGGAAAGAGUUUUACCUUAUUGAAUCAUCUCAGAACACACCAGCGCAUUCACACAGGAGAGAAACCGUAUCACUGUUUAGAGUGUGGGAAGAGUUUCACAGAAGGUGGUACCCUCAAGAAACACCAACGCAUUCACACAGGAGAGAAACCGUAUCACUGCUCCGAGUGUGGGAAGAGAUUUAGUCAACAGAGUCAUCUCCAAUCACACCAGCGCAUUCACACAAGAGAGAAACCGUAUUACUGUUCCGAGUGUGGGAAGAGUUUUGCUAUACAGAGUAAUCUCCGAAAACACCAGCGCAUUCACACAGGAGAAAAACCGUAUUACUGCUCAGAGUGUGGGAAGAGUUUUACUACGCAGAAUCAUCUCCAAAUACACCAGCGCAUUCACACAGGAGAGAAACCUUAUCACUGCACAGACUGUGGACAGAAUUUUAGAGAAAGUAGUGACCUCAGAAAACACCAGCGCAUUCACACAGGAGAAAAACCGUAUUACUGUUCAGAGUGUGGGAAGAGUUUUGCUGUACAAAGUAGUCUCCAAAUACAUCAGCGCAUUCACACAGGAGAGAAACCGUAUCAGUGCUCAGAUUGUGGGAAGAGUUUUACUGUACAGAGUAAUCUUCAAAGACACCAGCGCAUUCACACAGGAGAGAAACCGUAUUACUGCUUUGAAUGUGGGAAGAGUUUUAGAGAAAGUGGUGCCCUCAAGAGUCACCAGCGGAUUCACACCUGAAAGAAACUGCAUCAUUGCUCAGUGUGGGAGGAGCUUCAGACUUUCAAAUUUUAAGACACAUGCAUGAUUCGAUGUUUCAAAGUCCUCUUAUGAUUAAGGGACACAACAGACUGUGUACUCUGCCUGGGAAAUGGGUUACAUGGACCUACCUCCGGAGCCAGGACUAGGGUUAGUACUUCUUGGCAAGCACCUGGUUGCAGGGGAGCCCACGUCACCUGGCCGGGCUCAGCCCAAAAAUGCAACGUGGGGGGGACCAAGUGGGCCCACCACCCACAAGAUCCAGCAUGGGGGACCAGUGCAGUGCCAUAUAGGUGGUGGGAGGUGGCAAGGAGGACCUUGGCGGCACAGACUCCUGCACUGGAAACUGGCUCUUGGCAUGUGCAAUGUAACCUCACGGGGGGAAGGAGCCAGAGCUUGUGCAGAAGGUUGAGAGGUACCAAGUAGAUAUCGCUGGGCUCAUCUCCACCCACAAUGCCUGCUCUGGAACCAAACUCCUUGAUAAGGGAGUUUGCACAAAGUAGCACAGGAGUAGCACAGAGUGAGAGGCAGUGGGUGGGUGUGGGGAUACUCACAAGUCCCCAGCUGGCUGAUGUACAGUUCGAAAUUGCCCUGAUGGACGAGAGGGUCGCCUCAAUAAAAAAUUAACAUCGCAAGGAGGAAAACUCUUGACUGGGUGUGCCUAGGCACCAAACAACAGUUCAGAGUAUUCAACCUUCUUGGAGCGAGUGGGUGGGCUCUGGAAAGGGCCCCACCUACAGACUCCAUAGUCUUGCUGGGAGACUUCAGUGCUCAUGUUUGCAAUGACUGGGAAACCUGGAGAGGGUGAUUGGGAAUGCCUGCUCUAAACUUAAAUGGUGAAUUGUUAUUGGACUUCUGUGUUAGUCAUGGAUUGAGUUGAGUUAUGCUGUUCUCACUGAAUAGAAGAAAACAUGGUUUAGUAUUUUGGUCAGGCUUCAGUUGUAGAAGAGAUUAUCAAGGUCUUAUUGUCUGACUAUGUAUUGAUGUAUAACAUAUUCGCAGUAUAUAUUUUCUGAGCUUUAUUCCUGCAGUUUCUUUUUUUAUAAAUAUUACUAGGCAUGUGUUUUUCAACUUAAUAUCUGCCUCAUAAAUUGUUGCAUCAUGCAGAAUCAAGAAUAAUUUUAAUGAACUUGCACUGUUCAUUUUCUUUGCACACCUCAGUGUCAUUUUUGUUUUGGUUUACCUUUGCUGCAUUAAAUUAAACCCAAAUAAGACCACAAAAAGCCACAGUAGAUGAUGUGGACCUUUUCACAUUUUGUGACUAGUUAGAAGACACCAAAACAUUCAUAAAAUGUUCUAUUUUGACAUUCUGAUUUUUUUUAUUUGGAUUUGGAUCACCUUCAGUUGAGAGUACAAUGAGCACCAUCUUUGCUGCCACUUGUCUUUGUUUCUAUAAAGCUAUCUGUCCAGGCAGGUUGGAAUUCCACUAGUUUAUUCAGGCACCAUUUACACUCUAGUUGUCAGUUUUAAAACUUGAGCAUGACCCAUUGUACCAUGUGGCAAGCUUUCACUGCCCUAUCCAGUGUUGGUUUUUUUGUUUGUUAUACUGUCUUUCUCUGUUCGGAUUUCCCAGUGUUUGAGUCUUUGGAUUACUGGCUCAUGGAUUUUGCAGAACAUGCUUGUUGAUGGAUGCACAUACCUCUGCAAUUUGAGUGUUUUUAUUCAGGUCACAUGGCCACAAAUCAGAUAUGUAUCUGAUCCAGAAUUAAAAAAAACUUCCAAAGGCUGACACUAUUGAUUAGGCCUCUGUCAUCAACCCAAGAACAACCUUAAAUGUAAAUACAAAGUUUUUCCUGCUUAUUCUAUCCAAGGUUGGCAUGGUGAUUUGUUCUGAGCUGCUGUGACACCAUAUAUAUUACUCAUACGUUCAGAGGGAACUUUUUCUGUUCUUUCUUGUGUGUGCAAGGAAUGUGCUGGAUUGUAACAAAUCAGCUACUCCUUACACAUUAGGCCUAGGUUUGAUCUUUAUUUCCUCAAGAGAUUUAUUAUGUGCAUAUAUUAACACUUUUGGUUAGUUAUGUCACAGUUAUGUGCAACCAAUGUUUUGUACCUUCUUCAUUCUUUUGCCCAAUGAUAUGUAACUCCACUUUUGGGGACUGUAUAACCUCAUGUAAAUUUGGCCUUUCUGGGUUCUUACUUUGAGCUUCUUCCCAGCUGUGAGUUUCAAUAAACAUAUUACUUUGAUGAUUUAAUUGUUGCUCUGUGAUAUGCUGUUAGCUUUAUUAGAGAUGGCCACCACAAUGUAUAUUCUACAUUGUUUUUGUCUUAUUAUUUUAAUUAAAUAUUGUAAGUUAGUAAUUAUGCAUGUACCUUGUAGCAGAAAUUCAAAUAGACUAAGACAAUUACUAUGAAUAAGACUAUUACUAUAAAAUUUUCCUUCAGAUGGAAAAAAAAACUUCUAUAAUUCUGUUUCCAUGGCAUAGUCUUUUUAGUGUUAACCAUCAAGUAUACCCCAAAUAUUUCUAUAAUAAAUUGAUUUCUGUUGUUGCA